UAUUAAUACUCUGGAACUGAUGCACAUCAAGAAAUAAGGGAGACAAAGCACUAGAAAACGACGUUGGGCGCACUAGAGCGCAUACUAUUACCAGUCAAAAGUUUGGACACACCUGAUCAUUCAAGGGGUUUUCUUUCGUUUUACAUCGUAGAAUAAUAGUGAAGACAUCAACACUAUGAAAUAACACAUAUAGAAUCAUGUAGAAACCAAAAUAGUGUUAAAGAAAUUCUUCAAAGUAGCCACUCUUUGCCUUGACCGCUAUGCACGCCCUUGGUAUUCUUACAACCACCUUCAAGAGGUUGUCGUCAUCAUGGCAGACCCUUGGAAAGAGUGCAUGGACCACUGCCUUGAGGUGACCAAAGAGGCUGGGAAGAUGAUCCAAGAAGCGUUGCAGAAGGACAUCUCCAUCAUGCAGAAGAGCUCUCCUGUGGACCUGGUCACUGAGACCGACCAGAAGGUGGAGCAGCUCAUCAUCUCCUCCAUCAAGGAGAAGUUCCCCACACACAGUUUUAUAGGUGAAGAGUCUGUAGCGGCGGGAGCAACCAGCAACCUAACUGAUAAUCCCACCUGGAUCAUCGACCCCAUUGAUGGGACCACCAACUUUGUCCACAGAUUCCCCUUUGUCUCUAUGUCGAUUGGUUUUGCUGUGAAGAAAGAGAUAGAGUUUGGCAUUGUCUACAGCUGCCAAGAGGGCAAGAUGUACACAGCACGGAAGGGGAAAGGGUCAUUCUGUAAUGGAGAACCCAUCAAAGUGUCUGGGCAAGAAGACAUCACCAAGUCCUUGGUCCUGACAGAGAUGGGCUUUAAGAAGGAUCCAGAGCACUUCAAAACCAUGAUGGGCAACAUCGAGACUAUCCUCACCAUCCCUGUGCACGGCAUCCGCUCGCCGGGUAGUGCGGCAGUCAACAUGUGCCUGGUGGCGUGUGGAGCGGCUGAUGCCUACUACCACAUGGGCAUACACUGCUGGGACAUGGCUGGAGGAGCUGCCAUCAUCAGAGAGGCUGGGGGUGUCAUCAUGGACAUCUCAGGAGGCCCAUUUGACCUGAUGUCCAGGAGGCUGAUCAUUGCCAGCAGCAGAACCAUCGCAGAGCGCAUCUCCCAGGUGAUAAAAGCAUUCCCCGUAGGAAGGGACGACAUCGAGGGAUAGAGUACCAUCACACACACAUGCAUGCACAGAGAGACUGACACAUGGCUGCAGGUGCAUGCGCACCCAGCAGAACACACAUACACAUGUUUAGAUUAGUGAGGUCAAGAUCCUCUCUGCACCUUAAUUGUUAAACUGGUGGUAUUAACCUUUAUCUGAAUGCACCUCAGUGGAUUUGCGAAAACCUAUCAAUGAAGACCAACUUUAUUCAUUUAAUUGACUGUUUGCCCCUCAAGGGCUUUGACUUGCAUCUCAUUUUUUGGGGGCAUUUAAGUGAGAACAAGAUUAGAAAAUGUGGUCAUUGUAGACCAAGACAUUUUCUGUCUCAAUCAUACACCACAUGGCCAAAGGUAUGUGGACAUACCUUCAAAUUUGUGGAUUUGUUUAUUUUAGCCACACUCAUUGCUGACAAGUGUUUAAAAUCAAGCACACCGCCAUGCAAUCUCCAUAGACAAACAUUGGCAGUAAAAUGGCCUUACUGAAGAGCUCAGUGACUUUCAACGUGGCACUGUCAUUGGAUGCCAUCUUUCCAAUAAGUUAGUUUGUCAGAUUUAUGCUCUGCUAGAGCUGCCCAGGUCUAUUAUUGUAUUGUGAAGUGUAUUGUGUAUUGUAUUGUGAAGUGGAAACGUCUAGGAGCAACAACGGCUCAGCCGCGAAGUGGUAGGCCGCACAAGCUCACAGAACAAGACUGCUG
This is a messenger RNA of Oncorhynchus mykiss (rainbow trout), 1838 nucleotides long. NCBI's taxonomy places the organism in Eukaryota, Metazoa, Chordata, Actinopteri, Salmoniformes, Salmonidae. The record is from RefSeq and is a predicted model, not a curated record.